Molecule: messenger RNA, 1596 nt
Organism: Fusarium fujikuroi IMI 58289
Lineage: Eukaryota; Fungi; Ascomycota; Sordariomycetes; Hypocreales; Nectriaceae
Exons: 1
Coding region: 1-1596 (531 amino acids)
Biological process (GO): lipid metabolic process
Molecular function (GO): phosphoric diester hydrolase activity
Source: RefSeq, a predicted model, not a curated record
AUGUUACUCUGUCGCCUUUUCUUAUGUAUCUCUGCUCUGACCAGCUUCACUAUCGCUGCACCACCCGGCGACCUAGCUACCAAUGGCGUUGAGGCUCGCUCGGACAGUAAACACUUCGAUGCUGAAGCUCCGGGGGAUCGUGUGUUAGAACAGCUUGAGCGUCGUUGUAUUAAGGUCGGAUCCUACUUCCUGCUUGUCAACGCAACACCUUGGAACAUGACGUUGUCUAGAAAGGUGAGCUAUCAGAUGAGGAAAUUCAAUUUUCCCGAAACCAUCAAGCCAGGUGAGGAACUCUAUUUUGAUCGUCAGUUUGACUGGACUGAUUGGGUGCUAGGCACAUCCAACAGAAUCUACAUCGAGGGCAGUGCCCACGAGGACGAUGCCGGUGAAGCAAGCUACGAAUUCAGAGACCUGCCGGGCAAACCUGAUUUCGAACUUAAAUAUAAGGAUGGUAGUGCUGGCAUUCAGUUCACAAAACUUAGGACUCUCAACAACAAACGCAGCUCGUUUCACAAGUUGGUAUGGCAUGCGGAUAACAACUUUCCCUUUAUCAUCGCCAGCUCUGAGACGAAUCCUCGAAAUCCUUCAAUUUCGCCAUGGAUUGUUUCAAGCAACCCUCCCGAAGACUGGAUGCAUUCCAUCUACCCCCGUAUCGCCUGUCUUUCCCUGCGGGAGCUGGCCAUACCUGGAACACACAACUCAGGCAUGUCUCGCUUCCAUGGCAGGUCAUUCAUGGGUUUACCCCGGAACAGCAAGACUCAGAUGCUCAACGUCUCAGCCCAGCUGAAAUACGGUGUACGCUGGCUGGAUAUCCGUCCUACCCUGACAAAGGGCAAAUGGGCAACUGGCCAUUUUAGUUUUGGUGCUGGCAACUGGCAUGGAGGCAAUGGCGAGUACCUCAAAGACAUCAUUGAUGGCUUGAACGAUUUCACCAGCAGAAACAAGGAGCUCAUCAUCGUCAAUCUCAACCAUGGUCUUAACACGGACACUUUUAGAGGCAACAAGCAUGCACGGAUGACCCAAGUAGAGUGGGAUUGGGUGAUGACAAGACUGGAGAGGAUCAACUAUCGCGUUGAGAACCGGAGCUAUGUACGUGACCUUACGAAAUACCGGGUCUCUAAAUUCAUCGAGGACCGACCAGCCGUCAUCAUUAUUGUCGACGAUCUUGUCGAUAAGAGGUAUCCCCGGGGGGUUAAAGGCCCUGCCACCCUAGUUCAAGUCAACGUUUCCGAAUUUGCUAAAAAGGGAUUCUUCACGCGAUCCCAGUUCCCUCUAUUCGAUGAAUACGCCAAUACAGGAAAACAAAAGAAAAUGGCCGCUGACCAGCUGACCAAGAUGAAAAAGCGCCGGAAACGCCCAAAUUCAAAAAUGUUUCUUUUCUCGUGGUUCCUUACCCAGUAUCUGCACCCUGUCCUUCCGAACGCCAGGGACGCUAACCGAGCCCUAAUUGAGCUACUCUGGCCGGCAAUGUCUCCAUCGACAUAUCCAAAUAUUAUCAGCGUUGAUGCGUAUCCUGCAGACAGAGACAUCGCAGCACUGGCAAUGGCAAUCAACUAUCACUUUGCUCCGCAGUGCAAUAUCACUAGCCCACCAUAG